UUGCACUUGGAGUUUUGCGAAGUUCUUGUUGAGAACUCGGGAAACAGUUUGAUUGAUUGUUUUUUUAUUUAAUGAUGCUGGCCUUCUAGAGGCAGGAACGUCCAUUUCACGGCUGCAGUUUGUUGGAUACAACGCAAUGGAGCUGUACUGCUCUCUCUCGAACGUUGUGCCAGAGCAUCCUGUCCUCUCGCCGGUCUCUGGUUGUGUUUUUGAGCGACGUCUGAUCGAGAAGUAUGUCGGUGAGACGGGAAACGAUCCCGUCAAUAGCCAGCCAUUGACCUUGGAGCAGCUCAUUGAUAUCAAAACGAGUCCGGUUACCCGUCCUCGACCACCGUCAGCAACGAGCAUUCCGGCCAUUCUCAAACUGCUACAGGAUGAGUGGGACGCCGAGAUGCUGCACAGUUUUACUCUUCGCCAGCAGCUGCAGACAGCACGGCAAGAGUUGUCCCAUGCUCUUUAUCAGCAUGACACCGCAUGCCGUGUUAUUGCACGACUCACCAAGGAAGUCACUGCUGCCCGUGAAGCAUUGGCUACCUUGAAAUCGCAAGCUGGCUACAUUCAGGCAGCACCUCAAGCCGCAACUGCUGUUGCUGCUGCGCCAGCGGACGUAAUGAUGGCUGACGAAGCAAUGGACGAUGGAUUGACGGGACCUACUGAGAUGACAGAGGAGAUUAUCGAGAGACUGCAAGAAACAGCGGCCAAACUCACAGCAGAACGCAAGAAGCGCGGUAAGAAACCUCCGGAAGGCCUGGCGUCUAUUGAAGAGCUCUCUGCGUACAAGCAAACGUCCACUCAUCCGGGUCUGCACAGCGCCAGUGUUCCUGGCAUUCUCAGCCUCAGUGUCAACGAGCGCAUGGGCCGCAUCGCCACCGGUGGCGCCGACAAGAACGUCGUUGUGUUUGAGCGCGACACCGAGCAGAUAGUGUGCACGCUCAAGGGUCACACCAAGAAGGUCACGAGCGUCGUCUAUCAUACAGAUAAGAAUGUAGUAUUUAGCGCCUCUCCCGAUGCCACAAUUCGCAUGUGGACUGUAGCGAACAGCCAUUGUCAACAUGUGAUCAAGGCUCACGAUGGUCCAGUUACUGGUCUCUCGCUGCAAGCCACUGGCGACUACUUGCUCAGUUGCUCCACGGAUCAGCACUGGGCGUUCAGUGAUGUUACCACCGGUCGUGUCCUGGCAAAGGUUACUGAUCCAUCGAUUAACGAUGAGCUGACUUGUGCGCAGUUUCACCCUGACGGUCUGCUGUUCGGUACUGGCUCAAAGGACAGUGUCGUAAAGAUCUGGGACUUGAAGGAGAAGGCGAACGUGGCCAACUUCCCCGGCCACUCCGGUCCCAUCACGGACAUUGCCUUCUCUGAGAACGGUUAUUUCUUGGCGACGGCUGCAGACGACUCGACUGUCAAGCUGUGGGAUUUGCGUAAGCUGGAGAACUUCAGAACAAUUCAGCUGGAGGGCAGAUAUGAGGUGAAAUCUCUAUCGUUCGACUCGAGUGGUAACUACCUAGCUAUCGGCGGUACUGACAUCAGAUUAUAUCACUGUAAAAAGACGUGGAAUCAACUCGCUAUGUUUGAUGAACACAGUGGCCCAGUCACUGGCGUUGCAUUUGGCAAGAAUGCGUCGUACCUCGUCUCCGCCUCCAUCGAUCGCCAUCUCAAGUUUUACACGGCGCAGUAGGCGACGGCGCAAUGGCCGGUUUGUUUGUUGCGGCAUCAUCAUCACUACCGCUACUGUGGCUGCUACUGCACAAAUAGUGCUAUUGCCAGUCUGGCUGAGUGGGUGCGUGUACGUGUGCAUGUGCGUGAGUAAGCACGAUGCCCGCUGUGGAGAGAACGCGCCGUACACUUCGGCACGUCUGUGCGUAGCUACGUAGGUGGUGAGUGAUUCGUUUCACCACCUCUCCCGCAGCGUAGCUUACGACGCUGGUGCACGGUGUUGGGGUGUCUAUGCGCGCAUGCAUGCGUGUGUGCGUGCGUGCGUGUUUGCUUAGUUGUUAGUGUGAGCAUGACUCGGUAUUUUUUUCCUGUACAGAUUUCAGAUCGUUUGAUCUCUUAUUUUAUGCAUGUCUGCUCGCGCCUUCACGGAACCUGUAGCGUGAGCCAUCAUUGAUCCAUAGUCCGCGGGGUUUUUUCCCGGUCGAUUCUUCUCUGCUUUUCUGCGCGUCUUCGGUCCUUUGCUAUUUGCUUUUAGAGCUUUCUUUUUUGAUUUCAGCAUAUUUCGUACACUCCUGUUGCGACUGGACUGCUGGCACUGUUUUGAUUCGGGCGUGCUCCUCGUCCAUGUGCGCAGUUUCAUCUGAUUUUGUGAUUUUUUUGUUUGUUUUUGUUUUGGUGUGUGUGGUGGGGUGUCAGUGUCCGUAUGACAAUGUGCCCGCCUGCCCUCCUCACUACUAGUUUGUCCACGUACGUACGCCAUCUGCUCUCUGCUCCGUGUUCUGGUGGUGUUUGAGUUUACCUGUGAAAUUCGUUCUCCUCGUCGCCUUGCUGUGUUUGUCUUGUGUUUUGUUUGCUGGUUCAAUACUCUCAACUUUGUAGUGUUCAUUGUAGUAACUACCAGCUUCCCGCUCUCUAUCUCUUCUUCAUGUGUCCUUCAUUGUUGUGUUUGCGGAAAUCUGCCUUCUACGACCAUUGAAAAGUAACUCUGGAGAAGAACCACUGACAA
Messenger RNA from Sycon ciliatum, 2659 nucleotides. RefSeq names its product pre-mRNA-processing factor 19-like. Gene Ontology annotation, biological process: protein ubiquitination; mRNA splicing, via spliceosome; DNA repair. Lineage: Eukaryota; Metazoa; Porifera; Calcarea; Leucosolenida; Sycettidae. Bases 137 to 1675 code for a protein of 512 amino acids. Gene Ontology annotation, molecular function: protein binding; ubiquitin protein ligase activity. The record is from RefSeq and is a predicted model, not a curated record. The transcript has 19 exons. Gene Ontology annotation, cellular component: U2-type catalytic step 1 spliceosome; cytoplasm; Prp19 complex.